AUGGAUGGGUUCGGCGGUGAUGGCACCAGGGAUUUUUCUCCUAGCCGAACUUGUACUCCUCCCCUGUCGACGGCUUCGACAUCUUCUCCGACGCGGCGGGCCUCCAUCCGGGCUCAAGCUCCGUCCAUGGUCCCCGGAUCGGCCUUGAGGGACUCGACCUCAACUCGCAGUCGGAGAGCUGGCCCCAUAUGGCGGCAUACCAGGACUACCUGCAGUCGGGCGGUGAAGAUGGAGGCAAUGCCGGCACCAUGGGCUUCCCUCCCUCUCAACCCCACAGCGGUAAUCGAACCCUGGGGGUUACUUGCGGCUCGCAACAGCAACGGAGGAGGCACCAUUCCCGGCCGCGAUGGAGGGCGCUCAGAGCCUUUGGCCUCCGGUCAUGUCCAUCGCGCUCCCAAGCCACCGGUUGCCCCCAGCGGCCGUGACAUGUCCUUGGUGCCUCCCAGAUCAGGAAGCCGUGCCGCAGUUCGCGGUGGCGGACGACGCGGUGAAGACGAGGACGAUGGAGCUGACAACGGUGUUGAAAAGAUUUUUCAGAGCGCUCAGGAUGUGGGUGGGGAGACUAACUCAAGUGAUGAUGAACUUGUGAAGCUUAUACUUGAGGAGGAGGAACAUGAAAGGGAGGUCAUGGAUGGUCUGCUCAUGUUUGGUAUGUACCAUGACACUUACUUCAACAAAGCUAAGAGGAGGAAGACCAUUGAAACUGGUCAUGCUUGGGUUAUUAGAAAUCUAGACAAUAGUACCAAAUGCUAUAACAUGUCCAGAAUGAGUAGACCAUUAUUUGAUCGUCUUCAUGAUCUGUUGGUGGAAUCAUAUGGCCUAAAGUCCACAAAAAAAGUAGUUUGGUAG
Miscanthus lutarioriparius is the source of this 849-nucleotide messenger RNA. The record is from the annotation of a GenBank genome assembly. Lineage: Eukaryota; Viridiplantae; Streptophyta; Magnoliopsida; Poales; Poaceae.